Ceratina calcarata is the source of this 4682-nucleotide messenger RNA. RefSeq lists its product as uncharacterized. Lineage: Eukaryota; Metazoa; Arthropoda; Insecta; Hymenoptera; Apidae. The transcript has 12 exons. The coding region runs from base 349 to 4308 and encodes 1319 amino acids. The record is from RefSeq and is a predicted model, not a curated record.
UGACGUGAUGUUCAGAAUUUCGUUCACCACGCCGUCAUGGAGAAAUGAAUAUGGCGCCGUCAAGAAUACUGAAUUGUGUUUAGUGAUCGGAUCUCCGGAAUUUGUGUAAAGUGACGUUUUUUAAUUGCCAACAUAUUUUGUCAUCGUGUUAAUAUAUUCGUGAAAAUGUUAUCCAAGUAGAAUUGAAGUUUCAUUGAGGGCUCGACCUAAAAGAUGUAGAUUCUCAAGGCCGUCGUUAUCAACAACAUUGUAGACGCUAAAACUGCCGGUCAAGCGACGAUGGCCAACAUCUGAAAUUCAGUGAUUGCGGACACGAUUUUCAGGAGAAAAAUAUACUUAUGAAGUAAAAUGUCGAAGAACAGGAAGAGGAAGCGAGAGGGCGAGAACCAAUUCACAGUCGACUGGGAGAAAGAACAUAUUUUUCCAGAUGAAAUAAUAAACGAAAUGGAAAGCAUGUGGGAGAUCCCACAGAUACUCCAUUUCCUUCAUUUGGCAAGAGAAUCUCUAAACAUUCCUCAUUUAUCUAUGUACGAAAUGGAACGAAUGCUCUUAAUACCGAGAGCUUCCAAACAAUUGGCAAACAUUAUGACAUCCUUGUUGAGUUCUCCUAUGACCAAAGCUAAGUUGAGGAAAGUGCCACCUAUGCCGUAUGAAUUCUGGACGAACAUUCUUGCUUAUAAAAUGAAGAGUUGGUUCAAAAUUUACGAGGCUAAACACCAAGAUCCAGUAAAAGUUCUAGAAGCAAUCGGCGUGGAACCGGAAUUCUGGAGUAUUUUCCCCGAUGCACCUCUGUUGAACGGCAAAGAUUUUGAAGACUUGUCCUUCAGGCGGAGAGCCUGGCUUCUGAAAACAGUCUGUGACACAGUCAUGCACACUAGGAAAACCGUGCAAGAAGAAGUAAUGAACCAGCCGUGGGAGGAUCAAUUCGAGACGGUCCUAGGAACUGACCGUUACGGGGCAAGGUACAUUUAUUUUCCACAGUUCCUUAAGAGUGAUCUGAGAAUUUAUAAACACUCUUUCGACAACAACGUACUGUUAACCGUAAAGCCGAUUAAGCAAAAAUUAAAAACCGAAUCGGAAGACAAAUCGUUAGAUCAAACCGAUUUAUUAAGGAAGAAAGGCAAAUGUAGAAAAAGGAAAUGGUGUAACGGGAAAACUCCAAAAUCAAAAAAGAGGACCAGUAAAUGCAACAGUGAUAGUGCAACAGGCUCUUUGAUAAAUGAAGACACGAAUCUUAGUAAUACAAGCGUCUGCAGUAGCAGUAAUAGUAAUAAUCUUACCUUAAACACUGUAAUAGAUGAACGAUCGAGAAGUUUGUCAAAAUCUUCGGCAAGGAGUACCGAAUCCGAAAAAAGGCAUUAUAAAUGUACAAGUGGUUACGAGUCGAGCAGUUCUGUCUGCAUAAUUUCUGGUAAGAGAACGUCUCAAAAAAUGUUCAAAGGAUUUUCUGAUAGCUGCGACAGCAAGUGUAAAAUAAAGAUAAUCCAUGGUCUUUUAGACGACAUAAAGAGGGAUACUAGCGAAGAGAAAGAUUUAAGGGACAUAGAUGUAACUUCAAGCCACACUUCCAAAAUUGCAUUAGAAUUAACUGAUACGAAAUCUCAAUAUUUAGAUGAAACAAGUUUAUGUACGAAAAAGAAUGAUACUACCGUUAGUAAUUUGUCUAGCAGCUCGUCGAAGACGGACGACGAGAAACUGAACGAAAUAUUCAGUGCAGAAAAUUUUAAGUCGAACGAUAAAAAUUCGAGUAACGUACAAGAUGUUAAGGAUACACUGCAAAUAUCGACCAGAUUAAAAUCUGAUGACGAGAGAUUAAAUGAACCGAGAACGGUUCAUAGAGAAGAAGAAGGCAGACUUGUUCCUAAACAAGAAUUAGAUAAAUUGAGUGAGAGAAGUAACACGGAUUCUUUUGAUGAAGUUUCGUUAAAUGAAUUGAGGAGCAUACUACAGAAGGAAGCAAUGGACGACGAAAGUUCCUUCGACGAAGACGACGAGCUUAAAUAUAAUUGUAGGAAUAUAAAAGAUCAGAAGAGAAGAAAAGCGAAAGAUUUUAAUAAUAUGCUUAUGGAACUUAGUAGUUCGAAAUUUCAACUCGUAGCUGAUAGUGUUAAUUCCUUAAGAGACCUAAUCGCCAGUUUUGAACAAAGAAAUAUUAAUUUAGUUAGUGACACUAACGGUGAGUCUGAACUUCCUCAGUCAAAUGAAACAAAAUUAGUGGAGAAAUUAAAGGAACUGCUGUCUUCCCUUGAAGAAAUUGAACCGGUUCUGCGGGAAUCAGCAAAGAAAGCUAGAGCGAAAUUGCACAAGGAAUGGAUCAAUUAUAACGAAGGCAGUGCGGAGGAUCAGGACUCAUCUGGGGAGGGUCUCGGAUCUAAUUGGUGGGUUCUUGGAUCACAGGGCUGCCUUCUGUCAGCUUCCGGAGACGCGUUACAAACGUUAUCGCAGCCUACUCUAUCCGCAACUAGUUCCCAAAAAGACUACAUUAAAACUGAAAAGGAAUCAUUUAACGAAACAGCGAAUGACAGUAAAAUCGUCAACGGAGAAUGUAAAAAAUCUCAGGACGAUAGCUUGGAGAACGGUUCGCAAAAAGAACAGUGCAAGAGAAGCGAAGGAAACGAUGAGAAAAAUGCAAGGACGAAAGAAGAAACGAAAGAAGAAACAAGCGACAAUGAACAACAAACGCGAAGAGUGUUGCGAACCAGAGGCAUCUCUUCGUACACGGAACAGUUGUUCUAUUCAGACGAGGAAACUGAGGAGAACGAGCUGGAGGGAUGGACCGACGUUGAGGCCGUAUACGCGGCUUCCGACCCAUAUGCCAAUACAUCCUCUUCUCACCCUGCGGCGAAGGACCGACUCUCUGACGAUGGGUCAAACGAAGAGGACUCAGACAAAGAUUGGAUACUACCGGGCUCUCGCAAAAGGAAAAAUAAACGUCCGUCUACCGCUCGCAGAUUAAAAGCAUUCAAGCAAAAGUUGCAAAACAUCACGACCAAUGUCAGUCAGAACACAGCAGAAUCGGAAGUAAAACGCACGAGUAAUGAAAGAGAAAAACCUAAAGUUACAGAAAUCCGAAUAUGCAGACCAAAGAACCCUAACGACCCGAAAGUGGCUUCCAGUAGCAGCAACAGCGGCAACAGCGUACAAGAGAUCGUACAGAACAUUGUAGAGAAUACCGUACAAACUGUACAAACUACUGUACAAGACACCGUACAGAACACUGUACAAUAUACCGUGCAAAAUGAAGAGAUGACGCAGAGUGAUCAAGAAACAGUGCCUUCGGUAGAGACGAUAACGAGCGUGCAUUCGGAACUGGAUAUCAAGGACGAAGGUCCAAUCUACGAUUCUAUGACGUGUCACUUCGAUCAGAAUUACACUGCGUUUAAUCCAAAUUAUGUUAAUUACUACGUAAUUGAACCGACUGUUCCGGCUGUUAUGCCACAAACGGCGAUCGUUCAAGCUAGUCCGGUAGUCUCAAAUAUUGUACAACCAAUCCAGCAAGGCUAUUACGUGCAGGGAGAUCAGAACUAUAUUAUCCAGAGUCCACAGCCCGGUUUCGUGGGUCCCCAAUCGUUCGAACCUCAAUCACCGCAAAUGAUACAGCCGCCGCAGUUUGUAAAUCCUACCGGUUUCAUUCCCUACAUGAUAGCGCAGCCGCAACCGGAAUAUGUAACCACGAAUCAACAAACCGUUCCUCCGAGUUUGCCUCAAAAUUACAAUCUUCAAAUUCGAGCUAAUUCUACUCCGAUAGCUAAGCCUCAGAAAUUAAAGAAAUUUGUUUUUGUCAAAGAAAAUCAACCUAACUCUGUUAUAAGAUAUACCUCAGCUGCGAAAGUAAGUGGUCCGCGAACGAAUAACACCGUCAACACGAGAAACGUGAUGCAACAAACUAAUAUUUCUGUAAAGGCGCAAAAAGCGAAGGAACCGAAUACAUCUGCGGGUAAUACCGAUCAAAAGACCACGUCUUUGAUUGUUCUCAGUGAUAGCGAUGAUGAAAUUGAGAUGAUCAGUACGGAGAAGAUCAGUCCGCCUAGUAAACCUGCAACUUCGCCUUUAAAAUACAUCGUGCCCGCUCCGCGGAAGAACGUCAUCCCUCAGCAGAUUAUUCAACGUAUGAAUCAAGGAGGGAUCUCUAUAACACCGAUUAAACCACCAACGCCGGUUCAAAACGCCACUACGCAACUGGUGGUAGUCCUAAACGAAUCCGGAAGUCAUUACGCACUAGCACUUCCAAACGGAAGCAAGUUGAUUCUUACCCCUGAGCAGGUAGCACAGAUUCGAGCCUCGAACGGUGGUAAGCUUAUCUUAUGAAAUAUUAUUUAUAAACCGUUCCAAUAAUGAAUUAACAAGAAUGACAUUGUUAAUCCUUUAUUGUUCAUUUAAAAAGUUUUAUGGAUGUAAAAUAUUGGUAUGCUGAUCUUCUGAUUCAUGGAGACGUAUUUUCAAACAGAGGAUUCUUAAUUGUUAUCUGACCAAAUUUCAGGAACAUUUAAAUUGCUGCAGAGUUUAUUUCUAAGUUACUUUAACUUGACAUUUUUAUGGAAUUUUUUUUUUAUUAGAACUGAACUCGGGUUUGACAAUCAGACUCGGAAUUUACUACUGUAUUCUAUAAUAAAGUACGGGAAUCUUUUCUUCUAUGUUGUAAUAUACAUGUACGUACUAUUAGAGUGAUAUGUAAACCUGUG